Messenger RNA from Chara braunii, 3229 nucleotides. The record is from the annotation of a GenBank genome assembly. Lineage: Eukaryota; Viridiplantae; Streptophyta; Charophyceae; Charales; Characeae.
AGGGUACUCGCAAGCCAGGGCACACACACACCACCGCGAGAGAGAGAGAGAGAGAGAGAGGUGCACAGAGAGAGAGAGAGAGAGAGAGAGAGAGAGAGAGAGGAGAUGCAGAGAGAGAGAGAGAGAGAGAGAGAGAGAGAGAGAGAGAGAGAGAGAGAGAGAGAGAGAGAGAGAGAGAGGGAGGGACAGAGAGAGAGAGAGAGAGAGAGAGAGAGAGAGAGAGAGAGGCGUGAGGGAGGAGGAGGUGUGCACAGAGAGAGAGAGAGAGAGAGAGAGAGAGAGAGAGAGAGAGAGAGAGAGAGAGAGAGAGAGAGAUGGCGACAGGUCUUGUCGCGCAGCCAUGGCAAAUGGGAAUAGACAGCGACUGCAGAACACCGAACGGGACGUGGAUGUUGUUCGACGAGGUGGAUGGGCGGCAUGGCUGUGCGGCAGGGUUGUCCAGAGUUGCGCACACACCCUUUUCGGCUCUGGAGUGCCGCCCGUACUCAACGCCUGGAAGACACGCGGCCCAGGAUUUCUGUCACCCCCAUCAGUCCAAAACUGGUUCCUGUUCGUCUUCGUCCACCAGACACGUGGCUCGUUCUGCUUCCCCGGGACCAUCUCCAUCUGGAAGACAAGUCUGCCAUCUUCGCGCCAUUUCUCCUCAUCAUGCGUGUAUUGCCGCCAAAUGUCUUUCUUCCCGCCAUUGCCCCUCUGAUACUGUCAAGUUUCCCGCCACCACAGUCUCGUCUGCCACGUGUCGCAUCGUGGGACCUCCUAGCAAAACCGCAAUGAGCCUACCAGCAGGUGGUUGUAGUGCAGCCGCUUCCUCUUCUGCUACCGCUUGUGGAAAGCAUUGCGUCUCCUCUGUACGAUCUAUCUUGAUCCCCCAGCAAUCUUUCUCCACCUCCUCCUCCUCCUCCUUCUCCUCCUCCUCCUCCUGCUGUUCCCCCUCCUCCUCCUCCUCCUCCUCCUCCUCCUGCUCUUCCUCCUCCUCCUCCUCCUCCCCUCCUACCCCUUCCUGUGGAUCUAAGCAUUCUCUCUUGCCACCGCCCCCCUCUUCAUCGUUAUUGCCACGUGGCACGCCAGGAGGGCGGGGUUGUGCCACGUGGCAGCCCAACUUCGCUGCGGCUCUUCAGAAGCUUCCACGAUUUGAUGAACGCGCGAGUAGCUUUCGAGGAAGAGGAGCAGGGCAAGUAGGAGCAAGAGUAGUGGUAGUAAUAGUGGGAGGAGGAGGAGAAAAAGGAGGAGGAGGAGGAGGAGGAGGAGGAGGAGGAGGAGGAGGAAAGGUUGUCUGCAGAGCAGGAGGACGAGCAGGCGGAGGAGGAGGAGGAGGAGGAGGAGGAAGACGAAGGUCGGCUGGCGAUGCUGGCGGUGGCAGCGAUCUGCCGCCUUCACCCCCGUCCCGGUCCCGACCUCCUCCCUUUCAGGAGCCCGUAGAACUGCCCCUCUUUCCCCUCCCACUUGUGCUUUUCCCGGGGGCAGUGCUCCCUCUUCAGAUCUUUGAGCACAGGUACCGAAUCAUGUUACAGACGAUGUUUGAGACGAAGGAGAUGAGGUUCGGAGUAAUUUACGCGGGAAAAGAUGGCGGCGGCGGGGAGGAGGAGUCGGCGGCGGCGGUAGGUUGUGUGGGGGAGGUGGUCAGACACGAGUGCCUUCAAGACGACAGGUUCUUCUUGAUCUGUCGGGGCGAGCAGAGGUUUCGCGUCGUCGACCUGGUCCGGACCAGACCUUACCUAGUUGGGAAAGUGGUCUUCCUGGAGGACGUGCCGUCGAUCGACGGGCGGAUGCCAGAGGACGAGCUGGAUAAUUUGGCGGGAGAAGUGGAGGUAUUAAUGAAGGACGUCAUCAGAAUGUCGAACAAGGUGAGCGGGAAAUCGGACACGGAGGUUCCGAAAGAUCUGAGGAGGAAAAGUUUCCCGACUCCGUUUUCUUUUUGGGUGGCGUCAACGUUUGAAGGCGCACCGCUAGAGCAACAGACGCUGCUCGAGCUGGAGGACACUUCAGAGAGACUUCGGCGGGAAAGGGACACUCUGCGCAAUACGCUUAAUUACCUCACAGCUGCGACCGCUCUCAAGGAUGCCUUUGCGUCCCGAUCCCCUUCGUCGGGUGAUCAAUAGUCGUACAGUAAUAAUACAAAGAGCGUUGGGGCGCUGAUCACUGCUUCUCCCCCUUCACUGCCUCCUCCUCUCCCCACUCCUCCUCCUACUCCCCACUCCUCCUCCUCCUUCUACUACUACUACUACUACUACUACUACUACUACUAGUAGUACUACUACUAGUACUUCUACUACUAAUUCUAGUACUACUACUGAUUCUAGUACUACUACUAAUUCUACUACUACUUCUAGUACCAUUACUUCUAGUACUACUACUACUAAUUCUAGUACUACUACUACUACUACUACUACUGCUACUACGGCUACUUCUACUGCCCCUUCCGUACGAAGAGCGGUAGAGUGCUGCUCUGUGAUCCUCCCAUCCUCCCCCUUCUGCUCCUCCCUCUUCUUCUCCUCCUUUCCUGCGGUCACCUCAUCCUUCCCUACCUUCUCUUCUUCUUCUUCUUCCUCCUCCGACGACGACGACGAUGGGACCUGCUCCUCCCUUCUCCUUUGCCUCCUGCGCCUUUUCCUUCCCUUUGUCCUCAUUUUCCCCUCUCCUCCACCUUCGGCAGUCGUCCUGCCCUUCCGCCUCCUCUCUCCUUCGCUUUCAUACUCCUACUUUUCCUCCCCUUCCCCCUCCUCAUUUUCCUUCUCCUCCUCCUUCGGUGAGUCCUUCUCCUGCGCUUCCGUCUCCUCCUCGUCCUCCUCCUAGUCCUCCUCCUUCGCUGCCUCCUUCGCCUCCUCCCCAUCCGCCUUCUCCUCGUCCUCCUCCUCGUCCUCCUCCUCCUCCUCCUCCUCCUCCUCCUCGUCCUCGUCCUACUGCUUCUUUCCUCCCGUCCUCCUUACUUUUCUUCUGGGUCUGCAUAGCUGCGCUUCACGUGCUCCGUUUCUCUCCACAUCUUGCUUCUCUCUCUCUCUCUCUCUCUCUCUCUCUCUCUCUCUCUCUCUCUCUCUCUCUCUCUCUCUCUCUCUCUCUCUCUCUCUCUGUGUGUGAGCGUGGAUUAGGGACGGCUGGCUGCAUUCCUACGCGUGUGAGAGUGCGCAAGCCUGACUACGUCAAUACCGUACUUUCGCCGACGGGAAGAUACGCUGGUACGGACAUGAUGCUGGCGAGUUUGUGGAGCAAUACGACCGCGGCAUGUAGUCUC